Drosophila mojavensis is the source of this 2650-nucleotide messenger RNA. RefSeq names its product RNA polymerase II degradation factor 1 (gene meso18E). Gene Ontology annotation, molecular function: transcription cis-regulatory region binding. The record is from RefSeq and is a predicted model, not a curated record. Gene Ontology annotation, cellular component: nucleus. Gene Ontology annotation, biological process: regulation of transcription by RNA polymerase II. The transcript has 5 exons. Lineage: Eukaryota; Metazoa; Arthropoda; Insecta; Diptera; Drosophilidae. Bases 285 to 2018 code for a protein of 577 amino acids.
GACUGCCGUUAGUAUCGGCAACGGGAUCGCGACGAAAAGUUCAGUUUCAUUUUCGUUGUCCGUUUGUUUGCUGUUUUUCUUAACGAUUCGUUUAGUUAUUUUAAUGUUGAAGAAGAAGACUGCAAAACGGAUACCAAGUUAGAAUAGAGAACAGCGCGAGAAUCUUCGCGUAACGCUUUCUCAGCACAAAACGCUCGCUGCUGCUGCUGCUGCUGCAGCGUAGCAGCUGACGUCGACGCCGUCGCUUCUGUGAAAUAAGCUGCUGACUCAAACAAAAUUUUCAAAUGGAGACAAAGAAUCCCCCGCCCACCGUGACGAGCAGCUACCACCAUCAGCGUGCGCCGCGCACUCCCGAAAGCUAUUUCAAUGUGCCAGAGUCGGUGGCUCUGCUGAACAUCGUCAAGUCGGAGAGGAUCCAGAGCGCGUUCCAGUCGAAUCGCAAGAAUCAUGCGAGCGUAUGGGAAAUGGUCGCCGAGGUGCUGAACCGGUUCAGCGCACGCAAGCGAACGGCGAAGCAGUGCUGCAAUCGGUACGAGAACCUGAAGAAGAUCUACACACAGCUGAAGAAGAAUCCGGAGCGGCACGUCCGGCGUAACUGGCCGUAUAUGUUCCUGUUCAAGGAGAUCGAGGAGCAGCGCGGCGAGUGCUGGGGCUCCAAUGGGAAGCGCCUCGCUCUGAUCAGCAAGAAUCACAAUGAGCUCUCCUACUACCAGCGGCGCAGGCAGGCCGCCGAGCUGGGCGUCCUGCUCACCAAGGACACGCUGACGCCCCAUCAGCACAAUUUGCUGCAGAGCCUGAGCCACGCCCACUCGACCGACUCGUCGCAGAGCGGGGCGAGUAAAAUGGAGCGCGGCUUUAUGCCAAAUCACUUCGUGGAGACGCAGCUGAGCGAGGGGCCCUGCCCGAAUGCCCCGCUGCCGGUGGGCGUGGGCCAAGUGGGCGUGCCCGGUGUGUACGAUGACAAUCCUUUGGCGAACGCCGUCGCAGCAGCUGCAGCAGCCGUCGCCCAACUGCAGCAACAACAACAACAGCAGCAGCAGCAACAGCAGCAACAACAACAACAACAGCAGCAGCAACAACAACAGCAGCAGCAGCAACCAAAUGGCCAGGAGCAGGAGCAACAGCCACAGCACAGCCUCAGCCACAGUCUCAACCACAGUCUCAAUCAGAGUCUCAGUCACAGUCUCAAUCACAGUCACAGUCACAAUCACAGUCACAGUCACAGUCUCAAUCACAGUGCCGCAUUUAAGGAUCACGGACAUGGCUUGCAUGACGAGCCGCCCGAAGCUUCGGAUUAUGAUAAGGACUGCAAUGGAGCGCUCAACUUGCAUCACAACAACAGCAGCGGCAACGACAACAACAUAUCCAUGAAAUCCGAGCCGCUCUCCGAAGGUGAAUUCAAUCCGGAUGACAUACAGCUAAUGCAAACCAACUACAAUGGCGCUCAGAACUUCUAUUCGCCGAGUUUGGAUCAGAAUAUUCUUCAUCCGGAUGUGAUUGUGGAUACGGAUAAUCUAUCCGAUUGCAGUUCAUCGGCAUCGCUGAAGAGCGGCAAACGGAAGAUGUCCACAUCCACGGAUGGGGAUAGCACCAACUACGAACUGAUCGAGUAUCUGAAGCGGCGCGAGAAACGAGACGAGGAGCUGCUCAAGCGCAUGGAUGCACGCGAGGAGCGUUUCAUGAAUCUGCUCGAGCGCACAGUCAUUGCCAUCGAGCAGUUAGCAGCGGGCAAGGCUCAAACACUAGUGGCCAGCAAAGCCACCGAAACGGAAUCAGCAAUGAAAACGGAUUUGGAUGCAGUUACUCCGGCUUUAGAUUUGCCCGGCAAGUGCGUCGAAGCAGACGACGUAAUAGAUGCAGAUGCUGCGGCAGAGGAGUCAGAGGUGGAAUUAUCGGCAGUGGAAGUAGAAGCAGAAUUAGUGGCAGCAACUACAGUCGAAGUGGAAACAAAAGGAGUCGAUAUAGAAAAGGCAGUAGAAAUAGAAGCAGACGAAGAGGUCGCUUCGAAUCAAACGUAAACCAAACAAAAACAAAAAACAAUUGAAUGCAGUGCCAAAGACGAGCCAAUGACUCGGAAUCAAAUGAGAUUUUGCAACGUUUACUUAAAAUAUAUAUAUGUAUUUAUAUAUAUAUAUAUAUAUAUAUAUAUAUAUAUAUAUAUAUACCCCAAGUGCUUAAGCAAAAAGAAAAUCAUAACAAAAAUUGUAAAUCUUAAGGAAAUGCAAACCUUGUCUAAGUAACAUAAUAUUGGCAAUAUUUGUGCCAGCACUAUUUAAUUAUUAAACUAGGCUUAAGCUGCAAUGAAUCCUCUAGUUUUUAGACGCAACCAAGUCUUAUGCAUAUAAAUUUUUCUAUAUAAUCGAAUCAUUCUGCACGUGGUCAUAAAUGAUGAUUAUUUUUCAAAUUCAUUCAUUCAUGUAAGCUAUGUAUGUACAUAUGCAUAUGUAGGUAAUUGAUACAGCUUUGUUACUUGGUCUGCGCUCUUAAUUCUUUUUAUUCUCGUAAUUUUAAUUUUAUUUGUUCGCAAAUCUUAUUCGAUUUAAGUUGGAGCUAAAAUGGGGCUCAAAUGCAUUUGUGCAGCUACGUAUAUUUAUAUGUAUGUAUAUGUGUAUGUUAUGUAUACAUGAAUUUUUUUUUUUUAAUUUAGUUA